AUGCAGCCAAUACCGCCUCGUUCCAAAAGUCAUAAAACACCGAUGCUUUGCAAGCUGAGCAUCAACCUCGCAUUUUUAACACCGAGAAAAUUUGAAUGUCGAAUACGGCGAUGGAAGCAGGUGAGAUUUGCUCCUCUAACGAGACAUGUUUUUGCGUCGCGUAGGUCAUUCAGCGUGGAACCGCAAGUGGGACAAAUUUCACGGCAUUUCCCGAAUCCAAGCUGUUCAUUUCCACCACAAACCAAUCCACUUCCACGACGACAAAUGGCUGAUGGAGCACCUCGUCGAAAUCUUCCGGAGCUACCAACAACUAUUUCUCAGUCUUCACCAGUCAGUACUGCUGAUGAUGCGUUAACUAAACGUUUGGCAGAGAUCAAAAGACUCUCGGGCCGGAUAACCAUCAUGAAAACUGUAUAUGAAACAACAAAAGAAAGUCUGAAACGAAUAGGAGAGCUCGGUUCCGGCACUUGUGGUGUUGUCUAUAAAGCCCGAUUCGAACAAACCGGGACGAUUAUGGCUGUUAAGCAAAUGGUUAUGACAUCGGUGGCAGAGGAGAACAAACGUGUCCUAAUGGAUCUAGAAGUGGUACUUCGUUCACACGAUUGUCCUCAUAUUGUACGAUGUUACGGGUGCUUUAUUACUGAUUUUGAAGUACUGAUUUGCAUGGAAUUAAUGGCAACAUGUCUGGAUAAACUUUCCAAACGUGUGCCGGGUGGUUUUCCGGAGGAUAUCCUUGGUAAAAUGGCUGUUUCAAUCAUAAAAGCUUUGGAUUAUUUAAAAGUCACUCAGGUAGUAAUCAUUCUGGAUUUUUGUGUGAUUGUUCUAUAUAUUUUUGAUCAAAAAAAAGUACGGAAUGAGAAGUGGGAAGAGAUAUCCGUACUGUCUUAA
Acanthocheilonema viteae is the source of this 888-nucleotide messenger RNA. The record is from the annotation of a GenBank genome assembly. NCBI's taxonomy places the organism in Eukaryota, Metazoa, Nematoda, Chromadorea, Rhabditida, Onchocercidae.